AAGCUGAUCUACUGAAAGACACUGCUGUAACUUCACAGUGCUGAGACUUCUUAACCCCUGCCCUCCCCGGAAGGCCCAGGUCCGAUUUUAAACGUUCCUUCCUUUCCCCUUAACGUGCAGCACCAAAUGCACAUCAGAGUCUUCUGCUGUACCGAGCAUCGCGCCGUCAGCCGGGCCAGGCCAUCCGGCCUCAGUUCCACCCUCCUUCCCAGCGCUUCUGCUUAUCGCGGCCGCCACGUCCGUCUUCACACCGGACGCCACAAAGCAUCUAGCCGGAACGACCCGCACUUUCCUGGGUCGGACAACAGCGGGGCCAGUACGUUGUUUGCUCGAGGAGCUCUAGCAUCGCUGCACCUUAGGCAGGGCGUAGAGACUGAGCGAUGGGCAGGCGCGGGGUCCGGCCGCUGCUGCGGAAUGUGGACAUUAAGGGUUGGCGGCCAGGGCGCUACUGGAAGGUGGAGUUCUGGCAGGCUCUCGGCGCGUGCGCACGUCCUUCUGGGCGGUAAUGUGAGAUCCGAGGUUCGGGCGCCUGGCGCCUUUUGGGAGACGUAGUCAGGAGAGGUCAGCCGUCUGGGCGCGCGGCCUUCUGGGAAGUGUAGUUUAUGUGGGCGUUUCCGCCCACGCGCGGAGGCCGCGGGAAGUGUAGUUUAUGUGCGCGCGGCCUGCUUGCCAGGGGCGGACGCCACGCCACCGCAGGGUCUCGGGAGCAGAGCUGACUGCGGCGGCGGCUCGCGAGCGCAAUGUCGCAGGGGCCGUUGACGUUCGGAGACGUGGCAGUGGACUUCUCGCGGGACGAGUGGGCGCGGCUGCGGCCGGCGCAGCGAGAGCUGUACCGGCGGGUGACGCUGGAGACCUACGGCCACCUGGUGUCCUUGGGUCUUGACAUUUCAAAGCCAGAUGUGGUUUCCUUAUUGGAACAAGGUAAAGAGCCCUGGUUGGGGAGAGGAGCUGGGAGAGCAGAUGUCUUUUCAGUUUCAGAGUCAAAUGAAGAGAUCAAAGAGUUUCCUCCCAGUAAUGUCCUGUAUGAAGACAACUCACCCCAGUAUCUGUUGAUGGAAAGAAUCCUAAGCCAAGACCCUCAGUAUCCCAGUUUUACAGUUGACUGGAAAUGUGAGGAUGAAACUGAGAUGCUUCAGGGACGUCAGGAAUGUAUCAGACAAGUGACAGUUUCUCAUCAAAAAGCUCUGUCACAACAUCUGAGAAUCACUACUGUGGAGAGGCCCUAUGGAUGCCAUGAAUGUGGAAAGACAUUUAGUCGGCGCUUUUCCCUUGUGUUACAUCAGAGGACUCAUACUGGAGAGAAACCAUAUGUAUGUAAGGAAUGUGGCAAAACCUUUAGCCAGAUCUCAAACCUUGUGAAACAUCAGAUGAUACAUACUGAGAAGAAACCCCAUGAGUGUAAGGACUGCAACAAAACAUUCAGUUAUCCUUCAUUCCUCAUUGAACACCAGCGGACACAUACUGGGGAGAAACCCUAUGAAUGUACAGAGUGUGGGAAGGCCUUUAGCCGUGCCUCGAACCUCACUCGACACCAGAGAAUUCACAUAGGAGAAAAACAGUACCUGUGUAGGAAAUGUGGGAAAGCCUUUAGCCGUGGCUCAGAACUCAUUCGCCAUCAGAUAACACAUACUGGAGAGAAACCUUACGAAUGCAUUGAAUGUGGGAAGGCAUUUCGUCGUUCUUCACACCUCACUCGACACCAGAGCAUUCAUACCACCAGAACCCCCUAUGAGUGUAGUGAGUGCAGGAAAGCUUUCCGUUGCCACUCAUUCCUCAUCAAACAUCAGAGAAUUCAUGCUGGAGAAAAGCUCUAUGAAUGUGAUGAAUGUGGUAAGGUUUUCACAUGGCAUGCAUCGCUUAUGCAACAUAUGAAAAUUCACACUGGUGAAAAACCCUAUGCUUGUACCGAGUGUGACAAAACCUUCAGUCGGAGUUUUUCCCUUAUUCUACAUCAGAUUACUCAUACUGGGGAGAAACCCUAUGUGUGUAAGGUAUGCAAUAAAUCCUUCAGCUGCAGCUCAAAUCUGGCUAAACAUCAGAGAACACAUGCUCUGGAGAACCCCUUUGGUUAUGAAGGCUCAUUUAAUUACCACUCAUUCCUUGCUGAACAUCAGGGAAUUCGCACCAUAGCGAAAACCUAAGAAUGUAUGGAUUUCUGUUUUUGAAGCAGUUAAUGCCUUACUUUGACUUCAGAAAAUUCUUAAAAAGAAGCCUUUGUGAAUGUGAAGAAUUGUGCUUCAUAUCUUAUUCAGUGUCUUGGGAGAAAACCCAGAAGUAUGUGUGGAAAGCCAUAAAUGACUGCUCUUUGUAAUACCAGAAGAUGAAAUCAGUCAAUAUUGAGAAGACUAUCUGGUAGGAUCCUCUUGAUCUACAUUGUAAAAUUUUACCAGAAAGGGACACAUGUCUAAUAUAAGACAGCUUUAAAUUAGAAAUUGGUCUACAUUUUGCAUUCUAAGUUGGUAGAAUGCAAAGGUAAGGGUGUAUUUUUUUCCUGAACAUCAGAAAAUUCAUACUGAAAUAAAAUACAGUAUGAUUAGGGAAUCCUUUCAUGUACCAUGCAAUAUUUAUUAAAAUUUUAAAUAUUUUCCUCAGAGUAAAAGCAACUCCCCAAAUGAAUUGAGUAUAGGGUGACGCUGCAGUAUUCAAGAAUUAUAUUUGGCAGAAGCUGACAUUAUAAUGGGUAUGGCAAAAAAGGUCUAGGGAGUCAUACUGGAGGGAAGCAGUGUGGAAAAAAUUUUGGGGGGAGGGUAUUUUGCUUUCGUCUAAAGCAAACUGAAAAAAGAUAGCUAUGAAUAAAUCUUUUGGUUUUAGUAAACUAAUCUGGUACUUGCUGAAUUUCUCCCCACAGUAUAGGUGAGUCCCAAAAUUCAGCUACUACAAUAUUGACAUCAGUAAUGAAAUGCAGUGUGCUUUUGUGGAAAUACUACUCAAAUAUAUAGAAACAUUUUUAUGUCUCUUAGGAAUUUACCUUUGAGAUAGAGUUUGUGUUUUAGGUUUUGCUAAUUCAUGUUUAUCCUUGAGUCUGAUUAGACAUUUCUUAGUCUGAAAUAAAUGGAAAUAAGGCAUAUCACAGGAAAACACCAAGGUAGUUUCCUUCUUCGGUUCCAUUUACAGUGAAAAUAUUUCUUUUGCAAGCACAUGUUUAAAACUACUUUGGGGUCAGCUACUUGACAAAGCUCACACCAUCAGGAUGAGUUGGCUUAAAUCCUGAAGGUAAGCAAUUUUGUAGAAAGAAAUAGGUAAUGUAGAUAAAAGCUACUUUAUUGUAUUAUCUUCUGUAUUGUAGAUGCUGCUUUGAGGGCAUAUUUGUAGAAGGUGUUCUUAAGUAAAUAUCUCCUGUUGUAUUUUCAUCUUGAAGAGGUAGGAUUUAUGAGUGUUUUAGUCUCAAUGAGCCCUAGUUACAUGUGCUAGAGAUACAAAUGUUUCAUUGCAAGGGCUGUAAUUCCUCAGACCUAUCAUCAGGUAUGACAUUUUUAUUCACAUAUUUUGAAGCUUUCCAGCUGUCUAUAAGAGUUGCUUAGGAGGUUUAUCUGAAAACGAUCUGCUGUCUGGCUUGGUUUUCUAGAGUGACAGUGGCUUACACAAGGGUGAAAAUGUUACUCUGAGCUGUUAGCAAUAUUAUGGAGAACAUGAAAAACUCAUUUAUAAAUCUAGAUGUCUAUUUCCUGGCAUACCGGAUUCAUACACUUUAUAUUCCUGAUCCCCACUCCACCCUAUGCUCAUAUACGUUUGCCUGUUUGCAUUGCAGCAGAAUGAAGUACAGCAGAGGUUUUCAAGCUUCAGUCCAUGAGCCAGCCCUUUACAUACUGUCUGGCUACUUCCUUUUAUAACAGCAGAGUUAAGUAUUUGCAACAGACCCAUAAGGCUAAAAUAUUUACUAACUUACUUUUAAGAAAAAGAAAAAAAGCUACCCUUGACUCUGGUUCUCCAGCUUCUGGUUGAGUGCAGCUGGAAAGCUUCAAAAUAUGUGAAUAAAAAUGUCAUACCUGAUGACAGGUCUGAGGAAUUACAGCCCUUGCAAUAUAGCUUACAUUAUCCAUUCAUUUGCCUGUGCAGGUAGUAGUUCAGUUCACGAGAAAUAAAAUACCUGAAUCACUUUAUAACGAAAUUUUCUGUAAGACGGAUCUAUUUUGUGGAUUUUGCAUAGCCUGGAAAAGCCCAGAAGAUGUUCCCUUUAAGGAUUUAGAAAAUAACAGUGAAGAGCUCUUUAGGACCUGUCCUCUCUAGGUGGAGAUGACAUGGGAGGUUCUACUAUGGAAGUAGGGUUUCCAGUUCAGUAGGAAUCAUGGAUCUUGAUAUGAUAGAAUGAAAUUAACAUAAAAAUCCAAGUGAGGAGUAGUGAUACAUAGGACGUUCCUAGAAAUAAAACACAUAGCCUGUCAAUUGUGUAUGCGCUGGUAUGCGCAUGUGUAUAUGAAAAUGUCCUCAAGGUCAUUCCUUUUUAAGGCUGAAUAGUAUUCUCUGUGAAUAUAGCUUACAUUAUCUAUUCAUUUGCCUGUGCAGGUAGUAGUUCAGUUCACAAGAAAUAAAAUACCUGAAUCACUUUAUAACAAAUAAGAACUUUGCCUUAAAGUUUCCUUCAUCUGAUAUUGUGAACUACAUAGGUCAUCCAAAAACGUUUUCUCUUAAUUUGUGGUAACAUAUUUCAGAAAAUGAAGAAUUUGUGCUUUUAUCUCCCUCAUGAAUAGAAUCUAUAUAGCCAAUAUAGCCGAAGCAAAUUAUUUACAAAUUUAAGUAAGUCAGAAGCAUGCUUUUGAAAAUUACUUUUUUAGAGGUUCAUGAUGGGACAACUUUUAAGACAACUUCACUCUGUUCACUAUGUACAUUAUGCAACUUAACAGACAAGUAAAAGGAAAAAACAUUAUGAUUCAGAAAUAACCACUGAUAACACAUCUUUGGUGUUUAGGAUAUUUUCAAUGCAUGUAUAUAUAUUAGCAUUAUAUAUAUUUAUACAAAGAUGAUCAUGCUUCAUUGUAAAUAAAAAAAUCAAUAUAUGAAACACCUUACAUGUCAAUAAACACACAUUUUAGUGGCUGCAUUUCAUUUCAUUCUAUGGACUGAAUUUAAAGCCAGGUAACUGGUAAUUGGAAUUUUCCAUGAUUUGUAUCAGGGAAAGUGGCAGUAAAGUCCAGGUGAGGUGCUGCGAGAGAUUGCCUGAGUGUCUUGCUAUCAGUGUCCCAAGAAUUUUGGGCUGAAACUAGUGCAUAAAUCCUACUCCCCCACCGUGUGGAGCGUGUCCACAUGCCACAUGCAUUGGGGUCAUC
Molecule: messenger RNA, 5264 nt
Organism: Condylura cristata (star-nosed mole)
Lineage: Eukaryota; Metazoa; Chordata; Mammalia; Eulipotyphla; Talpidae
Gene: ZNF140
Product: zinc finger protein 140
Exons: 4
Coding region: 741-2141 (466 amino acids)
Biological process (GO): regulation of DNA-templated transcription
Source: RefSeq, a predicted model, not a curated record